Lactuca virosa is the source of this 1179-nucleotide messenger RNA. Lineage: Eukaryota; Viridiplantae; Streptophyta; Magnoliopsida; Asterales; Asteraceae. The record is from the annotation of a GenBank genome assembly.
AUGCCCAUCAACUGGCCUUUAUUAGGUAUGACCCCUAGCCUUUUGUGGAACUUCAGCCAUGUUCAUGAUUAUAUGACCGAUGUUUUGAGAAGAAACGGUGGGACAAUCAUGUACAAAGGCCCUUGGUUUGCGAACAUGGACAUGAUCUUCACCAGUGAUCCAGCCAACUAUCAUUACAUAUCGUCCACCAACUUUCAUAAUUACCCGAAAGGUCCAGAUUUUAGAGAGAUUUUCGAUAUACUUGGAGAUGGCAUUUUCAAUUGUGAUUCCAAGUUAUGGGAAUUGCAACAUAAAACAACCAUGUCGCUCUUCAAUGAUGCGGGAUUCUUGAUGCUGUUGGAGAAAACGAUUUGGAAGAACGUGGAGGAAGAGCUUAUACCCGUUCUUGAAUCCAUGUCAGAACAAGGAUCCCAGAGGGAUUUGCAAGACAUCUUCAAGAGGCUCACUUUUGAUGGAUUUACGAGGGAAUAUGAGGACAAGACUGGUAGCUUUGGUAACAACCAUGAAAAAGUUAUCAAAGACACCUUGCUCAAUCUUCUGAUUGCAGGGAGAGAUACCACAAGCUCAGCUCUUACCUGGUUUUUUUAUCUCCUUGCAAAAAAUCCAGUAGCAGAAGCCAAGAUCCGCAGGGAACUUCAUGCACAAUUAGGGUUGAAAGAAGGUGACAAAUGGAAAAGUUUUGGUGCAAAAGAAUUGGGACAGUUGGCAUAUUUACAUGCAUCAUUAUGUGAAGCACUAAGGUUAUUCCCUCCUGUCCCUCUCAACCACAAAGUUUCACAUGAAGCAGACACAUUGCCAAGCAGUCACCAAGUCCGUAAAAACAGCAUAAUAAUUCUACAUUCAUAUGCAAUGGGACGAAUGGAGACAAUAUGGGGAGAAGAUGCUUUGGAUUUCAAGCCAGAGAGAUGGCUCUCUAAGCAAGGAGGGAUUAAACAGGUUCCAUCUUACAAGUUUACAGCAUUCCAUGCAGGACCAAGAGCUUGCCUUGGUAAGAAAAUGUCAUUCAUUCAUAUGAAAGUUGUGGCAGCUACAAUUAUAUAUAACUACCAAGUCAAAAUGGUGGAAGGACAUUCAUUUACCCAAAGUGGCUCGGUAAUUCUACAAAUGAAGUACGGCUUGAUGGUCAAAGUAACGAAAAGAAAUGAAGUGAAACCCCCAUUAAUUAGCUUCACGCUAUAA